Molecule: messenger RNA, 1719 nt
Organism: Wallemia ichthyophaga EXF-994
Lineage: Eukaryota; Fungi; Basidiomycota; Wallemiomycetes; Wallemiales; Wallemiaceae
Product: PKHD-type hydroxylase ofd1
Exons: 5
Coding region: 1-1719 (572 amino acids)
Biological process (GO): regulation of translational termination; peptidyl-proline hydroxylation
Cellular component (GO): cytoplasm
Molecular function (GO): L-ascorbic acid binding; peptidyl-proline dioxygenase activity; iron ion binding
Source: RefSeq, a predicted model, not a curated record
AUGGCAGAACCUGCAGCUAAAAAACAAAAGUCAGAUAGCAGCACUAGCAGCACUAACAAGACAGCGAUUGAAGAUGUUAGUGAAUAUUUCAGCGACGGGCUAUUUGCGCCAUCCAGUGCUCAAGACUAUCGCGCGGCAUACAAGCAAUCUUCGCCCUACAAGCACGCAGUGAUUCCAAAGCUAUUCGAAGAAAAACUCCUACUCAAGGCUCGAGAAGAGCUAUUGAAGCUGAGUUUCAAGGAGAAGGAAACGGAUAUAUACAAGAUAACACAAAGCGGCGACUUCUCGAACAUUCAUCUUCUUCCUGAAGACGAGCGCGCUGAGUUGCCCACGCUGCUCACACUGCGCAACAUGCUCUAUUCAGCCCAAUUCAGACGCUUUCUGAGGGAGGUGACAGGGUGUGGGCCACUCUCUGGAGUAAAGACGGAUAUGUCGACGAACAACUACGGUUCUGGCUGCCAUCUUCUCAAUCACGAUGAUGUCAUCGGCACACGCAGAAUAUCAUUUAUCCUCUACCUCCCACUCCCAGAACCGGCAUGGGAGCCCCAAUUCGGUGGUGCACUUGAGCUGUACCCGCUUAGCUCACCACCAACAAAUCCCACAACACCUGCACCGAAACCAAGCGUCAGUAUCCCACCGUCAUUCAACCAGUUUGCUUUCUUCGAGGUGCAGCCUGGACACUCAUUCCACUCUGUCGAAGAAGUCGCUUUCCACCCGAAACUGCAGCAUAAAUCGGUUAGUGGGGGAGUUGGCCAGCGUAUAUCUAUUAGUGGAUGGUUCCAUCGCCCUGUACCUGAAGAAGAGGAGUAUGAGGGCGCGCAGCCUGAAUUGACCAAGAGCUCGCUUGAGCAGUUGUACGCAGCUGCUCUCCGUCCAUUAACUUCAUAUGGUGACUCCGAAAAAGCGCCAAGUUAUAUCCCCGAGAAACUGGAUGAUGAGGAGGUCAAUGAGCUCCAGCAACUCGUUAAUCCGAUGUAUCUUGAUAUCAAGACCAUAGAAUUACUUCAGAGCAAGUUUCUAGAAGACUCUCACGUGCUUCUGACAGAUUUCCUCAAGGAAGACAUUGCAAACGCACUCCACGAGCAGAUAAAGAGGCGCGAUCAAGUAGACAGCGUGGCGAGAAGCAAACGCGUAGAGAAAAACAACUACGGCACUAGCUACAAGAUACCUUCUCACACAACAGGCGAGGAUAAUGAUUGGAAGCUCGUCGGACCGCCACACAUACAGCGCUAUGUAUCGCUGACGAGACACGAUAACGAUGAUCUGUUUGCGAGAGUCAAUAGACUAUUUGCUAGCAAGCCAUUCAGAGCACUCCUCUCAAUACUCACCUCCUCAAUCCCCGAAACACAUCUCAUCGAAAGCCGAAGAUUUCGUCCGGGAUUGGACUACACUCUGGCAAGAGGCGAAAAGAGUACAUCAGAGACGUCUAGAUUGGAUGUUGGGCUGAAUCUGACGGACAAUGACGAUAUCUGGCAAUCAGGCGCCGUUGGUGGAUGGGACGUUUGGUUGAAUGGCGAGGAAGACAGCGACGAAGCUACGUAUGGCGAUAGCGGUGAUGGCGACGAGGACGCGCCAUUGCUCUCUCUCCCACCCCAUUUCAAUCGCUUGCACAUCGUACUACGUGAUGCUGGAUUGCUGCACUUUGUCAAAUACGUCAGCACACGCGCGAUGAAUUCUCGCUGGGAUGUCACUGGUGAAUGGGUGACUAGAUUUUUGUAG